AUGAAUGUCCUGGCAAUAAUUCUUCUAGCCCAUCUCUGUGUGUAUACUUGCAGAUUCAUGCAGAAGAAAAGAAGGGCAGUCCCUCGGAACUACGACGUGUUCUUGAGUUUCAAAGGUGGUGACACUCGCACUGGGUUCACCGAUUUCCUCUACAACAGCCUGUUAGCUGCUGGGUUUCACGUGUUUAGGGAUGACGACGCGCUCCCAGUCGGUGACAAGAUAGGCCCGGGGAUUUUCCAGGCCAUCAGGAAAUGUAGGGUCGCAAUCCCUAUCAUCUCGGAACAGUAUGUGCACAGUCACUGGUGCGUCCGCGAGCUCGCUGAGAUCAUGGAUUGCCACGAAAGGCAUCGCAAACCAGUCUUCCCUAUAUUCUACAAGGUGGAUGUUGUUGAUGUACUCCGCGAACGCCGUAAAUUUAAAGAAGCUCUACAUAAACAUGAGAGGAAGUGGGGCCCAAAAGUGCCAAAAUGGCAGAAAGCGCUGAUUUCUGUAGCGAGGAUUAAAGGAUGGAGAUCAAAGGCCAUUGCUAAUGGGCAUGAAGGAGAGCUGGUGAAAAUGGUGGUUGCAAGGGUUUCAAGUGAAUUGCAGACAAUGUGGAUCGAACGGCUGCCCAUGUUUCCCAUAUUGAUGUCUAGUUACCCCAUAAGAUCAGUCUCUCUUUACUUUUCCGAGAAGAAAAGAAGAGAAAGCGAAUGGCAAGUGUUCUUGGCCUUUCACGGCCCUGAUACUCGAUGUGGCUUUGCUGCUUUCCUCUACAUCAGCCUUGUGGCUGCAGGAAUCAGAGUGUUUAGCAAUAAUGAUCCGUCCCUCAUAGGUACAGAUCUUUCUCGUGAGACUCGCAAUGCCAUCGGCGUCUGCAAGAUAUCCAUUCCCAUUCUCUCUAAAAAUUUUGCUUCCUCUCGUUGGCGCCUCAAGGAGCUAGCUCAAAUGGUUGAAACGAAGGGGCAAAAGAUAUUGCCCAUCUUUUAUAAAGUGAAGCCCUCACAUGUGCGAAAAGUAUCACAUCGUUUUGGACGGGAAAUGCUUCAACACAAGGAGCUGGUCGACCUAGAUACUUAUGGGAGGUGGGAGCGAGCUCUCAAGGAGGUUGGGUCCUUCAAAGGAUGGGAAUCCGAGAGAAUCGCCAAUGGGCAUGAAGCGGUACUUGUGAAACAAGUCGUCAAGGAGGUUUCGAGGCUGUUGAACAAUCCUCGAACACAUGAUCCCCUAUCACCCAUACCCACCGACUAG
Rhodamnia argentea is the source of this 1230-nucleotide messenger RNA. RefSeq lists its product as uncharacterized. The transcript has 4 exons. Gene Ontology annotation, biological process: signal transduction. The record is from RefSeq and is a predicted model, not a curated record. NCBI's taxonomy places the organism in Eukaryota, Viridiplantae, Streptophyta, Magnoliopsida, Myrtales, Myrtaceae. The coding region runs from base 1 to 1230 and encodes 409 amino acids.